CAUCAUCCAUCCAUUCAUGCUGUGUGCAAAGUACUUUUGUUUUACAGCUGAACAAGGGACAGUAGAAUUACUUUGUUUCUAGACGUAGAUACCACAGAAAAUCUUACACAAAUAUUUUACUUUCUUUUCAGAGAUAUUAUUUCAAUUUCAAUUUCUGGAACCAAGAUCACUUCUAGGGGAAAGGCAGAUGUUAGGAGGAGUAAUGAAGUGGUUACAAAGAGAAGCAAGUGUAUAAUAUCUUAACUUACCACUAUAGGUUGAUCUCUGCCAGAGAAGUUGCCAGAAGUUUCUUGAUUUUGAUAGCCAGGUCCAUCAAAGCCCACUGUUAUUUUGCUGGCUGUGGCGUGCUCACGGAAUGUGAGGAUUAAGAGCAGAGUGUAAAGUCAGAUGGCCACAGUUUAUUUGCCCUGAACUUAGCGUGUGCACACUUGAAUCAGUUACAGUGUGAUCAAGUCUUAGGUACCCCCUCUGCAGAUGAGAUGAGAGCAACAAUUAACGUGCUCACGUAACAGGCGAAGUGUCUAGCAUCAUGCCUGGCCUGUGGUAUUAAACGUGCAGUGCCUGUUAGCAGUGGGGCAGUGAGUUAUCGUGAAGCCUGAUGGAGCUCAUCUUCCUUAGGGUUUUAUAGGACAUUCAGGUACGAUAACAGGUUUUAUUGAUCUCCCCCAAGUCUUUUGUGAAACGUCUCAGAAGCUGAUGAGCACGGAAGCCUUUGCUCUGGCCGCCAAGCACUACUCUGUGCAAAGCUUGGGGCUGUGUACUCCUUUUGAGCAGUUGCUUACCGCCCUUCGAGUAAACAAAGAGCAGAGAACUGGUGAAAAUGUGAAGGCAAUUAAGUUUAUGAAUACAAAAAAAUCUCAUGAGGUUCAGGCAAUGUCAGAGCUAAUCUGCAGUAUUGCUGAUUACUAUGGUUUAAAGCAGAUAAUUGACGUGGGUUCUGGUAAAGGCUACCUAAGCUCCUUUUUGUCCUUAAAGUAUGGUUUAAACGUUUAUGGCAUAGACUCCUCAAAUACUAAUACUCAUGGAGCUAAGGAGAGAAACAGGAAGUUGAAGAAACAUUGGAACCUGUAUCAUGCUCAGACAAGAGGAGAUGCCCAUGGACCGGCAUUAAAAAUGCCAGAAGAAAAGAAAGUACAAAAGGAAGUAAAGUGUAAGGGAGAUUUUGAGAGUACACCGAAGAACACUCUUGUGACUCAAGACUUGUCUGCCGAUGUUUUGCCAGAGUUUUCAAAGUCAGCAGGUUCGGUCAUCAGGAAACGGCAAGGGAAUCUCCAUGCCCAGUCACUCGAAACUGCCUUUUCUCUCGUGGACAUUUUGCCUAUUGAAGCCAUCGAACCGACCUCCUCCCAGGUGCACAACACCGAGAUGUCGGAAGUGAGGACACGGAGAAGAAAGGUGACGUCAAAGCCUAGUGACUCAAGUAUCUAUUCACCACUGACUUCUUUUAUCACUGCUGAUUCAGAAUUGCAUGACAUUGUUAAAGAUCUGGAGGACUGUUUAGUGGUGGGUCUUCAUACUUGUGGUGACCUUGCACCAAACACUCUACGGAUAUUUGCAUCCAAGUCUGAAGUCAAGGGAGUUUGCAGUGUGGGUUGUUGCUACCAUCUUUUAUCUGAAGAAUUUGAAGACCAGCAUAAAGAAUAUGCUCAAGAAAACUGGGGCUUUCCAAUGUGCCGCUAUCUGAAAGAGGAGAGAUGGUGUUGUGGCCGUAAUGCAAGAAUGUCAGCGUGCUUGGCAUUGGAACGGGUUGCAGUUGGCCAAGGGCUGCCUACUGAAUCACUCUUCUAUCGUGCUGUUCUGCAGAAUAUUAUUAAAGAUUAUUAUGGCAUCACCAAAUGUGAUCGGCACGUUGGUAAAAUUUAUUCCAAAUGUUCUUCCUUUCUGGAUUAUGUCAGAAUGUCUCUAAAGAAGCUUGGAUUAGAUGAGUCCAAGGUCUCUGAAGAAGUUAUAAUGGAUUACUAUGAGAAAUAUAAACCUAGAAUGAACGAGUUGGAGGCAUUUAAUAUGUUGAAAGUCGUUCUGGCUCCUUGCAUAGAAACACUGAUUCUUCUUGAUCGACUGUGUUACCUGAAGGAACAGGAAGAUGUAGUGUGGUCUGCUCUUGUGAAGUUGUUUGACCCUGUCCAGUCUCCCAGGUGCUAUGCUCUCGUUGCCCUGAAGAAGCAGCGGUGACCGCAGCGGAGGCAGGUGGCUAGUCAGCUUGUUUGGGGACUUACCUCGAAGAUUACUUUUCUAAACAUUUAUAUUUUAAAUAAUUGCUAUAUUUUAAGUAAUAAAAUAAUGGCUCACAAUGUAAGAUCAUAAUCAGUUUUUCUAUUCUCAAAGCAUACGUUAAUAAAAUAAGAACUUAUGAAAAUA
Molecule: messenger RNA, 2358 nt
Organism: Peromyscus maniculatus bairdii (prairie deer mouse)
Lineage: Eukaryota; Metazoa; Chordata; Mammalia; Rodentia; Cricetidae
Gene: Mettl25
Product: methyltransferase like 25
Source: RefSeq, a predicted model, not a curated record